This is a messenger RNA of Funneliformis mosseae, 173 nucleotides long. Lineage: Eukaryota; Fungi; Glomeromycota; Glomeromycetes; Glomerales; Glomeraceae. The record is from the annotation of a GenBank genome assembly.
AAGAAAUAACAAAAUUUAACUCUCUAAGGAUGGAUGGAUGUUCACGAAAAUUGUCUAAGUCUUUUAUGUAUGAAGAAAUAGAUUGUAUUUUACAUGUCAUAUGGCAGUUACAGAUUUUUUCUUCACUUGCUAGUAAUUAUAGAGCAUUCGAUUUUAAAGCACGUAGUAGAUGA